UUUGUAAGAUUCUUUUGUCAGUAUUAUGGCAACAUAGUUUCGCUCUUCUUGGGCGAUACAGUAGGAACGUAAUAAAUCGGUGUCUCCAAGGAAAUAAUAUCGAUGUUUCAAUAAAUAUACACUGAAUUCCAAAGUGAUGAAAAAUAUUCGGUGCUGCGCCUGGAUCAGGACACCGAGUUAUAACGGGUUCCAUACGAUAUAAAGGAAAAGAUGAUGACAAUCGGCAAGUAUACUUGUGAAAUCUGCUGUGGCCAUGGAUGUUAAAGACCUACAAAGCGAGGCCACUCUUGGGGAACGAAACAACGAUGGCAGUAAGUACGCGUCAAGUGGUAUCUCACUCCCAUACAGCAGAAAUAAAUCUUACCAGGAUGUCAACUCGCUUUCGUUGGGUAAAGUGGACGCACCGCCUGCGCGACCUUGCGCCGUCAUAGGCCCUGAUCGUGUGUUGCCGCCGCCAGUUUCCAGCGACACGAUAAAAAAAAGUGCCUUUGAAUCAUGGUGCGCGGACAACGUGUAUCGACAUCCUCCUGAGUAUCCCCACAAAAUGACUAAUUAUAACACACCAAUAAGAAAUAUAUCUCCAAGACAAACAUUUCAGGAAAACAUGCAACGUAUCAUGGUACCACCUACAUACAACUCUUUGAAAGCCAAUGAAGAAUAUUCUCCAAUGGAUAAAAAUGUUUCUAUGACCAAAAAUAUUAAACCAAACAUUCCUAUUGAAACCAAAUAUUGUGAAGUGCCUUAUUCAGGUAAUCCUGUAAUUCAUGAACAAAAAAGUGUUAGAAAUACUGAACUAAGUGCAUCAAAUGUGAAUCCAGUGCUUACUCGCAGUGCUCCCCAAGGCUGGCCAUCACAUUUGAGGCAGUCUAGGCCUUAUGGUGCUCCUGAACUUUAUCAGUAUCCUGAUUAUACCAAUUGUGCUGGUCCCAGACCAGUACCAAUGACUAGACCACAUCGGACUGCACAUGAAGAUCUAAGUCAUGGAUAUGUUGACCCCUACUGUCAUGAUGUUCGCUUCAAACCAUACACAACUGUUAAGGACAGGUAUCCACAAGCAAGGUAUGAGUUUAUUAGUAACUAUCCAAGCCCAUUCCAUCCACCCUCUGCAUAUCCACCACAUAAGUAUGACAUGCAGAAGUCUAUUCCACAACCUUAUACCUAUCAACAAGUUCCUCUUAAAUAUUUGGAUAAUAGAAUACCAGAGCCUGUUAUGGAUGGGUAUCAAAGACCUCCCCAACAAAGUAAUUACAACUUGCCAUUUCAUAAUCAAAUGAUACAUCCUGCAUACGGGCCGAUUGUUGGGAAUUGCAUUCAAAAUAAAUACACAUGCCCACCAGAAGGCUCUGUGAAACCUGUAGCUCCAAACAAACAACCUUAUGAGACCAAUAAAAUGUAUGCAGAAUAUGAAAAAGCACGAUCUCAAGCUUUUCCUGUUUCUGAAAACUACUAUUUUAAUGAAAUGCAAAGACCCCCUCCCCAUAUAAAAAAUCAAGUUAUGCCUAACUAUGCUAUAAAUAUGCACAGGUUUCCCCCUCACACUUAUUACACAAAAGAUAAUGCAUCUUUAAAAAAUUAUGAAUAUAUGUCCCAUUUUCGAAAUAUGGAUCCCUCCAUGUUAUCACAAUCAAGGAUUCCUUCUCAGUUUUCACCAAAUGGAAUAACAAUAUCACCAUCAGACCCAAAUAUAAAUUUGGAUAAUCCACAUAUACAAGGUAACUCACCAGAAGAUUAUGGAUAUGUAAGCCAGUCCCCCACUGGUAGUAUAAGAAAUACAGACUACACAAUUAACAGAUCAACAAAUGAGUUUUAUAGAAGAUAUGACUCAAGGUAUGGCCACGGUAUUAGACCACCUACAAUGAUGGCUAAGCAUGAGCAAAAUCUUAGUGAACAUUCGAAAGAUAAGAAAGAUAUUGACGUCAGACAAUUUUUACAAAUGUGGAAUGAAGUUGAUGACGAAAAUAGUGAAAGUGCUAGCAAGGAGCCUAUUACUCAAUUUUCAACUGAUGUUAACAAACCCACAAGUCAAUAUGAAACUGUUAAAAACCAAGAUCAGCUUUAUGUUCUCGGUUUAGUAAAUGUACCAAGUGAAGAACUUGGUAAAUAUGAACACAUACAAAAGGUGUCAAAAUUACCAGAGAAUAUAAAGGGUUACAAUAGUAUUGAAUUGCUUAAUCAGUUUGAAGAAGCAAUUGAAUCAUCAAAUGUAAACAAUUUCAAGACCAAAUCAUCUACUCCUAAUGAUAUAGCAUACCAGAUGACAAUGAAAAACUCAAGCUCACAUCUAUCUUUGUUACCACGUCCCGUAUCACCAUUAGAUGUUGAAGCCAAAAUAAGUCAGUCUGUUAUUCAUAAAGAAGUUGGAUGUAAUUUUGAAAUUAAACCAUGCAGUCCUAAAAUGUUAAAUGUUGAAGCAGCUACACCUAUACAAAAUCUCUUAGGUGAAAGGGUUAUAGAAAAAGUUUCAAAUCCACUGAUUAUUACUUCACCUAUGAUGCAUUCAGAGGAUAAAUCAGAUUAUAAUGUCUUAAAUCAUCAAGAACAAAGAAAGUCUUCAAAUGAAAGUGUAAAAAAUACUAGCUGCAAAAUGAUUAAUACUCAAUUCAAUAGUGAUAAUGACACAGCAAGAUCUAAUUAUAGCCUUCAAGACUUGGAAAGUAAUUCCGGCAUCUGUUUAGCUUCAUUGCCAAGGCUUGAUAAUGAUAUUGAAUUAAAUUUUCCAGAAGUUAACCAACAAUUUAUCAAUGCAAAUAAAGUAGAAUCUGUUAUUACGGCCACAAAAGAUUUACCAUCAUUAAGUCUAGAAAAUAUUGAUAAUAUCAAUUCAACAGAAUCGGACAAUAAUAUUUGUCAAAAACUGAAUGAAUUACCAUCAGUUAAUGAUACCGAAAAAGAAUUUUCCAAAUUGAGUAGAUAUAGAAAGAUAAAAAAAAUUGGACAUGAACCAGUAGAAACAGAAAUGUCAUUUUCUUCAACACAAAAUAUGAGAACUGAUAGUGUGAUAAUAAAAAAUCCAGAUAAUCCCAAAAUAUUUGAACAAAAUAAAGAAAUUCUCACUGUAGAGUCGUCGUUAGUACGUGGCAAAGACUUACCAGAUAAUGAACAUUUUAAUGAUAAAGUGGACACUAAUAAAGAACAUUCAAAUAAAUUAAAUAGUGCUGAACUUGACGACCAUACAGAUAUUGCAAUUGAUUUCAGUUUAAACAAGAGUGACAAUAAUCCAUCCGGCACAAUUGAAUUUAUUGAAAAUGGUACCAAGUUGGAUUCUUCAAAAAUAAAUAGUUUCACAAAGCAUUCCGAAAUAUCACAAACUACUGAAUUGCUAAGAGAUCACAAAACUGAAAAUCAAACAAAAAUAAAAACACUUCCCAAUGCAGAACCCUUAUUGAAUGACAAAUAUGAUUUAGAAAAACAAAAUUGCAGUUCAGAUAAAAAAGAAAACGAAUAUUCACAAAUAGAGACAAAAUUAGAAUUGAAUGAAUUCGAUACAUGUAAAAAUAUCGAUGAUAAAAUGUCAUUAGGAAGAGAUUCAAAAGAAAUAGACAAAAGCGAUGUGAAUAUAUUUUGUGAACUAAAAUCACAACAAGGAAUUACUCUAACAACACACGAAGAAAAUGAAAAUGAGUCCGAAAAAAAUAAUUUAACUUCUGUCACGUUGUCAGUAAAUGAUUUUGUAAAUGAAAAAGAAAGUAAAGAAAUUAAUGUUGAUACUAUCUCUCAAAUUAUAGACAGUAAUCCCGAUAUUCAAUUUGAUGAAAAAAGUAAUUUAGAUUUUUCUGAUUUAUGCGUAGAAAAUGCUAUAUCUUCACCUAUUGUACAGUGUGCAUCAGAUGCCGAAAAAGACAAUAAGGAAGAAAUCGAGUCACAAGAAAGCGAUGGAGUAAACAUAGAUGCAACCUUUGCAAAUCGAACUGACUCACGUCAUUCAAACAGAGAUAACGAAAUUAUCUCCACGCAGAAUUACCCCAACGACCAGGAUCAGCCGAAUUUACAGAACACUCAGAAUGGUGAAACAGAUAGUAAACACGAUUUAUUUCCGAAAGAUGGUAAUGAAUAUAAUACUGAUGCUACUUUAAAAAAUGAAACUGAUUUUGUAAAGGAAACAUUAGAUAUGACGAUAUGCUGCAAAGAAGAAAAUAAUUCAAUUGAGGUUGAAGAUAUUUAUAUGCAACAAGACGCGCAGAAAGAAAGUGAUAUUAAGGAUAAUUAUUUCCUGGAAGGUGAAGAUAAUUCAGAUAUUCCAUUUAGGACCAAAACUGUAACACAGGAUAAAUUAGCUUCAAACCUGGGCUGUUGUGAAUAUUUUAACAGUAGUAUAGGAAAAAAAGAUAUUGUGACUCUACAGUCAAAAAUAACGUUGGAAUUACAAGAUUACCUGUUAAACAAAUCAUUUGAAAGCGAAAGUAAAAAUCAACAGGUAGUAUCAAAUAAUAAACAAACACAUACAAAAAAUAACUUGGAAGAGUCUUAUGGAAAGAAUGAUAAUAUAUUGUCUAAAAUUAACAUAGAAUUAAAAGACAUGACUCAAGAUUCGUCGAGUUCAAUUGAACUCAUAAAAAAUGAAGAUAAAGAAUCUGAUAUUAUAUGCCGGGAUAAUUCUUUAUCAGAAUCUCAAUCUCAGUCAAUGUUGGAAAAUUCACAUAUUAACUAUGCCCAAAAAAAUGUAAGAAAAAAUAUUAAUCCCUUAUCAAAUACUGACAAAGAUUUUAAUGUGCCAUUAUCAUUUGAAACUUCACAUAAAAUUAAUUAUAAGGAUUCCGAUACAUCUUCAGAACCUUAUAUGAAUGAAGUAAAUGAUAAAAAUGACUAUCCAGACAAACGUGGUGAUAAUGAUAAUUCUAAUACCAAUAUCUUAAAUAAUAGGCUACUUAAUCAUAAUGUUGCCGCUGAAACAAGGAUAGCUACUAUAGAAAAUAAUGCAGUCGGAAAAACCAAAAUAGAUGAUAAACCAGAUGAAUAUUUAGAAUACACUAGUGAUGAAAUCGAAUGUGAAAAUAAUGUGUUUUGCAAAAGAAGCUUUAGGUCCUGUCAACUUAAAAAAGAACUAUUUUCACCUUUUAUACAAAAAUUAAUAUUACACAAUGUGGGAUCUAUAAAUGCCCAGACUAUGGAAAAUAAUAUCAAUGAAGAAGGGAGUCCAGAAAAUGAUUAUUCUUGUCUGGAUAGUCUAAAAAUUAAUACUGAAUCAUCUAAUGGGAAAACAUUUCAAGAAGUUGAUACUUUCAAAAGGGUUCAAAUUAUGUUAUGUGAUGUAGUUUGCGAAAGUAUUGAAGAAGAUACGAAGAACCAGUCUAUGGGAAGUAAUGAUUUUGUUUUAGAAAACGGAGCAAAAAAUAUCGAAAAUUCAGGUUUAUUUCCCGAUAGAAAUCUCACAGUGCAAAUAUCUGCUUCACAAACCUGUACAGACUUAUCUACUGAAAUAGGUCCAACAGAGAGUAUACAUAUGACAGAAAAAUCUUCAGCUGAAUGCAUACAUGUCGAAGAUGCGAGAAACAGAUCCAUUGCUGCUGAACAGCCAGAAAAUAUAGAAUUUUCUCUUAGUUCUUCAUUGCUGGUGUCGCCUGACAAAACAUUUGAUGAUAAUGUCACUACAGUGUCCGAAAAGGACAAUUUGAGUAAUAAAGAAGAUGGUUUUCAUGCUGAUGUUAGAGACUCGGACGAAAACGAAGAAGGCGUUGAAAAGAUGUUAACAUUGAUAAAUGAGGGAAUUAUAACUAAUAGCGAUGUUAAUACUGAAUGUUCUUUGAAUGUAGUAACUUUAGAAGACUCUUCUGAUAAAUAUGUGAUGAAAAAUAAACAUAAUCAGGAUACUAAUCGACCUUGUCUGAAAAGAUCGUUAUCUGAUUCUGCUUUAGACUCAUUUAAUGAUAGUAGUGAUGCUUUUUAUUCGGGUUGGAGAUCAAAACGCCCGAAAAAUAAAAUUUGUAAUGUCUUAGAACCUGACGUAAUGUUUGAUUCAAAUGUCCAAAAUAACAGGCGUAAGUCUAUAUCUUCUAUUUAUAAUGAACAAAAUGUAUCCUUUUGUAUCCUCAUUGAUAAUAAUUGUAUUAUUACUGAAGAAGAAGAAACUGAAGAUCAGGAUGAAAUUUGUUUUACCAAUGUUUCUGAAGCAUGCCUAACAGAUUUACAGGAGUCUGUUAACGAAUACGAUACCAGAUUAACUCCGACCUCACAUUCACAAGAACCUUUAGAGGAAUUUAAUCGUGACUAUACUGAAACACAGGAAGUCGAAGAAUCUUGGAUAGAUGAUGUUGGGUGUAUGGAAACAAUAGUUAGUGACGAUGUGGCAGAAGAUAUAACAAUUAGUGCAUCAUCUUCACCAGAGAGAAUGAAUUCUCUGGAAAACGAUGAAUCGGAAAUUUUUAUAAACAGCGACCACACAGACAAAGUAAAGCAUAUAUAUGGCUCUAAACUGUGUAACGAUGACGUAAUGUUCCUAGAAACAUUGUAUAGGACACCGCAAAUGGAUGUAAAUAAGAUUAUAAUAAAUAGAGAGUCUCAAGUAUCUGAAGAAUAUGUCCAAUAUUAUAACAAAGAUUCAUUAGAGAAAGUUUUAUCGGAACCUAAUGGUCAUGAAGAUCUUCAUUCAAAUAUGGAAAUGGAACCAUCUGAUGUGAAUUCUCUGAAUCCGUUAGAUGAAAUACGUGAUAAAAAUAUACAACAGGAAGAAAAUGUCGAUAAAGAUGUUUUACUUAUUGAAAAGUCUCCUCCUAUAUAUGAUACUUAUAAUGACAAUGAGAGUAAUGAUUUUACAAAUAAUGAAAGUUUAUUCACUUCAGUAGAUAAAACCCAAGAUGACUCAGUUCAUUCCUGUGAAUCUAGCAUAGAUAACGUGUCCUCAUAUAGCCAAAACGAUGAAUAUAUAUCUUAUACCAGUUCUACUUCGCCAGAAGUAUCUUCUACAACAUCAGAAGAAAGAAAUUCGGGUAUAUUGUUAAAAAUUACAAAUUAUAAGGGUUCAAGAGUAUCACAAAUAAACGACACUCAACAAGAAACAAAAAGCAUUAGCUGCAAAUUUACCGAAUUAAAUGAUUAUUCAAGCAGUCAAAACUUUAAAACAAACCGACCUUUAAUUACGAAAGCUGCUCAAAAAUACAUUCCUCCUUUAGAAGAAACGUUAGGUGAUCUAAAAAUUCGGCUCCCUUUACCUCAGCAUAGUUUACUUAGACUAAAACAACUAAAGUUAUUAAAAAACGAACCAAAGCCUAACAAAUGUAACAUUAAGUCAAAACCAGAUAUCCCAAAGAAACCUAAGCCAAAGUUCGAAGAUGUUCUUAAAAGUAUAGACGAAAUUCAAUUUAAAAUGCAUAUGGAAAAAAGUAAAAAAUCAAAGAAAACUAUUCCUAAAGUAGUUAUUAAGAAAAAUGAAAAUGGCUCGCACUAUGCCAGCACGACGAAUAUAAAGCCAUUUAAUCCUGAUUUAACAGGUAGAAAGUGGCAGCCUUGGGUCUUUCUUGAGAAAAACCAUUUUAUAGAUAAAAUGGCACUAAAAAAUAAAAGAAAGGCUAUUUUUAAUCAUAGGAAAAAUACAUACGUAUUAGCUGAUAAAUUUCGGAAAUAUAAAUCUAUCGGAAACGCGAAAUUUGUUAUAUCUCAACCAAAUAUGCAUAGUUCCGCCAUUGGGCAUUUAAAAUGCACAAUAAGGUUGAAACAUACUUAUUGAAGCCAAGUGUUUGGAGCGAAAUUAAUCGCUGUAUCAUACUACAUUUUGAGCCAUAUUGGUUUCAUAUUCAACUUAUAAAUGAAUCCCACCCUUUAUUGGUCUCGUAAAACAUUCCUUCGAUUCCAUGUUAUGUUUAUUUAUUAAGUAGUUACCCAUGUUAGUUCACUAUCUAGUUUUAAUUAUAGAAUAAAGCCAAAUUCUUUACUAAGUGUGAUAUUGAUUAACAAAGACAAACCUACAUUAGAUAAAAUUCCUAUCGUAAGAGUAAGGUGUAAACAAAUCAAAUAUUUUUCAGGCAUUAGAAAAGGACAAACUCUGCCGAUAAUUUGGAUUAAUGCUUACAUUAAAAUGACAUAUUUACAGUCCACCUAUCCUAUUUAGUUGACUAUAGAGAUGUAGGUAUCGGUCUUUGUUGACCUUCGAUGAUUUGUUUACAUUUUAGAUCAUAUCAAAGGAGAUAAUAUAUUAAUUUCAUUGUUUGACAGUGAAAAUUGAUCUGAUUUCUAUUUUGUUAUCGUGUUAUCAAAGUUUAUAAUUUUAUUAUUGUUAGCCUUUACUGUCAUUCCAUUUUGAAUAGUGUGUACAUUUUGAAUCGCGAUUUUGUACUAUCAUCAACUGCACCUUUUGCACUUGGAUAGCCAUAAAGAGUAUUAUUGAACUUUCAUGUUAAUAAUAUUGAUAUUUUAAUAUUAAGGUAAUUUUGUUGGUAUAUUAUAGGUAUAUAGUUAAUUUUAUUGGUAGAAGUAGUAUGUAAAUGGUGAGUACUGUACUGACUGGAAACAUAUUUCACCAUUUGGUUCUUUCUAAAAAUUCAUUUUGUGAAUUUAUACUUUGUAAAUAAUUACAGUUAUAAUUUGUUUCCACAUGAGGAUUACAUGUUUUUUUUUGUAUAUAAUAGUGAAUGUUAUGUCUAAAUGAUCGUUAUUAUGACCGUUUGUUGACGGUCAAUGAUUGCUCACGUAAAUUAUAAGCACAGAUUUGUCUAUAUAUAUAGUUAUUGAAUGAUGUGUGUUAUAAAUGUACUAUUUAAAAUAAAGUACAAAGCCUGCACAGUAAGUAUGCCUCCACAUAUUGAUCAUAUUCUAAAUCUGAUUGAUUUUGCACCUAUAUCAGUUUGUGGAGGUCCUUAAUUAGUUGUCCAUAAUAAGUAUGUGUUUGCGAGAGAAUCCAAUGUACGCUUGUUGUUGUUAAAAAAGUUUAUUUGUUGCGCAGAAAUGGUAUAAGUAUAUACUAUGUGGGGUAAUAAAAUUAAAGCGUGAAAUAGCCUAAGCCAAUACUAAAAAGUAAUGACUUUACCGACAAAAACAUACCGAAUGCCGCGGAGGAGAAGAUUUUCAUGAAACCGCACUUGGUUUUAUUUAAAUCGUCUUCACAUAUUUUUUAAACUUCUUAUAAUUUGUAUUAGUAGCAAGUAUUGACUUUGUUUCAAAACCUUUUUGAAUUGAAACGGUUUUGAAAAGUUAUUUAUUGUUACACGACCAGAUUUCUGCUAUAAUUUUUUGUAUAUAAUAUUCCUAUACCUAUUGAAUUGAAUAGUAUGUAUGAAAAUUCAAAUUUCCUCCAGGUACCCGUAUUUGUAUCAUUCCUUUCCUUGAAAUUUCUUCUUUUUCUUUGCCUUUUAAUAACAAUAAAUAUUGUGUAUUGCAAUGGACUGUUAAAAGGUCACUUUAACAUUACCUCCUGGAAAAAAUAAAAUAAAAAGUCAAAAUGCUGAAAGUUAUGGAUUCAAAAAUAAAUACUAAUUACAUGAUCGUUUUUAAAUUUAUUAAAUUAGUAAAUGUCAUGAAAUGUGAAGUGUUUCCACUUUCCAUGGAUGGAAACAAUUUAUAUUGAAUAAAAGACAUUAUCUUUGUUUCGCUAAUUUGUAAAGCAACAUUGAUCUCAUUACAAAAACGUUCGCCAUUUUUAAUAUUUUUGCCUGAUUGUGCCUAAAUUAUGGUAAUAAUAAUUACACUAUUUUUAUAUCGUGUACAGGGUGUUGAUAAAUAUACCAAAUAAUAAAUAAAUGCUUUUAAGUCCUAUAUACAAGAUUUGCAAUGUUGCCUUCAUAAUAUAACGGUAGUGGCUGCAGUAAAUAGUAUAUAAGACGAUGUUAUUGCGUGUUGAACUAUAUUGAACUGUUUAUUUAUUGUAUGUUUUACUGUACUAUAUUGUGGAAAGAGUUUGCUAAAAAUUAAGUUUAGGAUUGUUUGAUAUAUGUACAAAGGUAAAAGGGACAUUGAUUAUUUGUUCAAUGCGUUUAACUUAGAAAUAUAGUUAAGCAUAUAAUAUUGGAUGGCAUAACAUUUAGUUAAAAAAUAAUAUGUAACUGGAAGGAUAAGUGACUGAUAUUCUGUAACAUUAUUUAUUUACAUUUUUAAUAUGUAUUUUUUCUUUGUAUAUUUGUUUUGCACUAUUGAGUGGACUGUUGAAUUUUUAUGUUUCGUGCACUUUGUUGGCCAUUGUUUAAAUUUCGAUUAGGUGAUAAUUUAUUGUGGUUAAAACACUGUUUUUCAGGGAUAUGGAAUUUGUUAUUAGUAAUUCUAGUAUUUAGAUAUUUGCUUUAUCGUUUCGAUUUAAUGCAUAUCUUAUGCCAGUACGCACGUGAUAGUGUUUCGUGAUAGAUUUAAUAUCAAACUGUAAUUUUCAGUGGUUUACUAAUCAGUGCUAUGGUAAACUCUAAAGUGAGAGUAUAAUUUUUGAGUGUACAAGUUUUGAGGAUUGUUUUAAGAUUGACCAAAUAAAUGUGUUCUAAAUAAAAA
This is a messenger RNA of Plodia interpunctella (Indianmeal moth), 10401 nucleotides long. RefSeq lists its product as uncharacterized. The record is from RefSeq and is a predicted model, not a curated record. The transcript is spliced from 2 exons. The coding region runs from base 254 to 7660 and encodes 2468 amino acids. Lineage: Eukaryota; Metazoa; Arthropoda; Insecta; Lepidoptera; Pyralidae.